Engraulis encrasicolus (European anchovy) is the source of this 3945-nucleotide messenger RNA. Its product is annotated as regulating synaptic membrane exocytosis protein 2-like. Gene Ontology annotation, molecular function: small GTPase binding; transmembrane transporter binding. Gene Ontology annotation, biological process: regulation of synaptic vesicle exocytosis; calcium ion-regulated exocytosis of neurotransmitter; positive regulation of synaptic transmission. The record is from RefSeq and is a predicted model, not a curated record. Bases 1 to 3801 code for a protein of 1266 amino acids. Gene Ontology annotation, cellular component: presynaptic membrane; cytoskeleton of presynaptic active zone. The transcript is spliced from 29 exons. NCBI's taxonomy places the organism in Eukaryota, Metazoa, Chordata, Actinopteri, Clupeiformes, Engraulidae.
AUGCAGUUCGAGACAUUGCGACAGUUAUGUAGCUCUGUGUUGGCUCACUUUAACGGAUCUGUCACACCACCUCAUAACGUCCUGCAGACUGAGCUGUUGGAUCAGUCAUUGCAUUUCGGUAGAAAACGAAGCCCCUCAGCAUCGCGGGACCCCAGCCAGGCGUACAGCCAGCGGGAGGGGGGCGAGCACGCUCAGUAUGCCCCGGUGGACGGCGGCAUGCCCCGCUCCCCGUCCGACUACGGUCGAGACCCCCGCCGCAGCCCGCGGAGCUCCAGGAUGCACGACGGCACCGGGGGCUACCGCGACAGCCGCGGACGAUGGCACUCCCAGGACUAUCCUCUGGACGGCGAACUAGACGAGUACGAGCUGCGUCGGCGUCGCGAGGAGGAGUACCAGGCGCGCUACCGCAGCGACCCCAACCUGGCGCGCUACCCCGUCAAGCCGCAGCCCUACGAGGAGCAGAUGCGCAUCCACGCCCAGGUCUCGCGGGCGCGCCACGAGCGGCGCCACAGCGACGUCUCCCUGGCCUACACCGAGCUGGACGACCCGGCCUCCUGCUCCUUCGGCAGCCUGCGGCAGUCCCGCGCCCCCUCCCUGGCGGCCGGCGGCGGUGGACACGGUCCGCGCUCCUACUCCGUCGACCGCUCCUCGCCGGGCCCACGGACGUCUAACCACAGCCCCCCCACGCCACACCGGAGCCCCGUGCUGGGGGGUGGCGAGGGGGGCGGGCGGCGGAUGCCCGUCGUGCCGCCACAGACGCACCACCUGGACCCGAGCUCGGCCAUGCGGAGGGGCGGCACGGCCCGGCAGGACGGCGCCGUCGACGGCAUUCUGCGCAACGACUCGCUGAGUUCGGACCAGUCGGAGUCGGUGGUGCGGCCGUCGCCGCCGCGGCUCCGCAGCAAGCGCACGGGCAGGAUGCGGCAGACGGGCAGCUUCAGCAGCUCCGAGGAGGAGCUGGCCACCACGCCCGAGUACACCAGCUGCGACGACGUGGACCUAGAAAGUGAGUCGGUCGCACAAGAGUCAGAUAUGGACGGCCACUGGUGGGACCAUGCGUCGUGGCACAGUGACGCUCCCCCUAUGUCUAUGCACCCGGUGACAUGGCAGCCGUCCAAAGAUGGCGAGCGCCUAAUAGGGCGGAUUUUGCUAAACAAGCGGAUGAAGGAUGGCACGGUGCCCAGGGACACAGGGGCACUGCUGGGCCUGAAGGUGGUUGGAGGCAAGAUGACAGAGUCUGGUAGACUUUGUGCUUUCAUCACUAAGGUGAAGAAAGGGAGUCUAGCAGAUACUGUUGGACACCUCCGACCAGGUGAUCAGGUUCUGGAGUGGAAUGGGCGGGUCCUGCAGGGCGCCACGUUCAAGGAAGUUUACAAUAUCAUCCUAGAGUCCAAGCCAGAGCCGCAGGUGGAGCUGGUUGUUUCUCGACCCAUCGGGGAUGUCCCCAGAAUACCAGAGAGCACACAUGGACAACUUGAAUCAAGUUCCAGUUCUUUUGAAUCCCAAAAGAUGGGUCCGGCCAUCUCCGUCACGUCCCCCAUGAGCCCUGGGAUGCUCAGGGACGCCCCACAGUACCUAUCAGGACAGCUCUCAAGUCCAUGCCUUAGUAGAAGAACAACGCCUUUUGUCCCUAGGGUCCAGGUGAAGCUCUGGUACGACAAGGUGGGCCAUCAGCUCAUCGUCACCAUCCUGGGGGCCAAAGACCUGCCUUCAAGGGAAGACGGGCGGCCGAGGAAUCCCUACGUCAAAAUCUACUUCCUCCCCGACAGAAGCGAUAAGAGCAAGCGACGGACGAAAACAGUGAAGAAGUCCCUGGAGCCCAAGUGGAACCAGACCUUCAUGUACUCUCCAGUGCACCGGCGGGAGUUCCGCGAGCGCAUGCUGGAGAUCACACUGUGGGACCAGGCCCGCGUGCGCGAGGAGGAGAGCGAGUUCCUGGGCGAGAUUCUGAUAGAGCUGGAGACGGCUCUGUUGGACGACCAGCCGCACUGGUACAAGCUGCAGACGCACGAUAUCUCCUCCAUGCCCCUCCCCAACCCCUCCCCCUACAUGCAGCGCAGGCUACUGCAGGGAGAGAGCCCCACGCGACGCUUACAAAGAUCCCAGCGUAUCAGUGACAGUGAGUUCUCUGAUUACGACUGUGAAGACGGUAUUGGCGUAAUCUCAGAUUACAGGCACAAUGGCAGGGACUUCCAGAGCUCCACGCUGUCCGUCCCUGAGCAGGUCAUGUCGUCCAAUCACUGCUCGCGCUCAGACAUGAUCCGCACACGCUCGCGCUCCCCCAGCGUCCCUCCACCCCAAAGUCGGAGUCUGGACCACGGUGUCCGAGGGGGACCCUCGUUAUACGGCACUGGCAGAAUGGACCGGCACCGAUUGUCAGAAGACCACUACUCGCCCGACAGGUAUAGCCGGGGCAUGGUGGACAGGCACGAUUAUCACAGGUCCCGGUCCGCCGACCAGAGGCCCAUGAUGGAGAGGCCCGUCUACACGCGCUCCCGCUCGUCCGAGCGACCUGACUCGGGCUACAUGAGGUCCAUGCCGUCUUUGCCUUCUGGAAGAUCCGCCCCUCCCUCUCCCGCCCUUUCGAGGGCGAACCCGCGGUCAGUCCAAACCAGCCCCUCAGGGAGAGGUCGGCAGCUACCACAGGUCCCGCCCAAGGGCUCCAUAGACAGAACUGAGCCUGUGGCCGAGAAUGGGGAUGCAGGCGGCAGGGACCCACAAUCCAAGCGUGGCUUAGACACCCUGUCCAUGAAGUCUUCGGACAGCGAUGUAAGCGACGUGUCCGCUAUGUCGAGCGCGUCUCGACUUAGCAGCACGAGCUACAUGUCUGUCCAGUCUGAGAGGGCAAAGGGAAAUCGCAGGAUCAGUGACUUUACGUCCAAAAUGAAAAACAGGGCGGCGGGCACGGGCAGUGCCAUGACCAAGAGCUCCAGCGUGGGCGGCGAGAUGUGCUCGCUCGGCCGCAACGACGACGACGACGAGGACAAGAAGCGGCGCUCCAGUUUCGGGGCGCGCAUGGCCGCCAUGGUGGGCCUGGGCAAGAAGAGCCAGAGCACCUCGCAGCUCGACCCUGAAGAGGAGGAGAAGAAGAAGAAGGCGAUCCGCCUGCCGAUCCAGAGGAGUGUUGAGACGGGCCUGGCCGUCGAGUUUAAGAGCCGCAUGACGCGGCAGCCCAGCCGGGAGUCCACUGAUGAUACCGAGAAGGCCAAACCCGGAAACCUCAUCUUCCCUGGGGUGAAGAUUUCGUCUGACAGCCAGUUCACUGAGUUCCUGGAUGGACUAGGCCCCGCCCAGCUCGCCGGGAGACAAACGCUGGCCACGCCCCCUAUGGGAGACAUCCAGAUCGGCAUGGUGCACAGGAAGGAGCGUCUGGAUGUGGAGGUGAUCAGAGCCCGGGGCCUGGUGGGCAAGCCAGGCAACAAGCAAACGCCCGCCCCCUAUGUGAAGGUGUACCUGCUGGACAACGGCAAGUGCGUCAACAAGAAGAAGACGCGGUUGGCCAGGAAGACGCUGGACCCCCUCUACCAGCAGCAGCUGCAGUUCGAGGAGAGCCCCGAGGGCAAGGUCCUGCAGAUCAUCGUGUGGGGAGACUACGGCCGCAUGGACCACAAGUCCUUCAUGGGCGCCGCCCAGAUCCUGUUGGACGACCUGGAGCUGACCAACAUGGUGAUUGGCUGGUACAAGCUGUUCCCGCCCACCUCGCUGGUGGACCCCACGCUGGCCCCGCUGACCAGCAAGGCGGCCCUGGGGGAGGGGGGGUCAGCGUCGCCGGCGCCCUCCGGCUCCAAGGCCCGCUCGUAGCCUAGCGUUAGCCUAGCAUCACGGACACCAAACGAACGAACGAACGAACGAACACGUGAAUAAAAGGAGCUGGGACUCAGUGAUGGUUUGUGAUGUUGCCAUAGCAACACGCAGCAGCAGCAGCACCCAGCUGGCGGGAGGAUG